This is a messenger RNA of Tigriopus californicus, 3447 nucleotides long. It is a transcript of the gene Tti1, whose product is annotated as TELO2-interacting protein 1 homolog. Bases 1 to 3219 code for a protein of 1072 amino acids. The transcript has 8 exons. The record is from RefSeq and is a predicted model, not a curated record. Lineage: Eukaryota; Metazoa; Arthropoda; Copepoda; Harpacticoida; Harpacticidae. Gene Ontology annotation, cellular component: cytoplasm. Gene Ontology annotation, biological process: chromatin remodeling.
AUGAAUCAGUGUUUCCACCGAUUUCGACCUGUUUGUGCCUCAUUGGCGCAAGAGCCUAAUCUCCCAUUGCUUCAGAAAUUGGCAGAGAUGUGCAAUGAAAGCUCAUCCCAAGAACUGGAACAGCUCCAAGAGUACAUUCUGUUCCCAUUGCAAGUGUACUUGAAAAGGCCACACCUGAAUGAAAACUUUUCGAUUGCUGUCAUCGAUUUCAUAAGUAAUUACUUCUCCCGCGAAGACGUACGUGUGAGCUCGUUCUUCAUUCUCAAAGAUGUCACCACCCAUAUUUUGACGAUAUUGAGUGGGUUGUCUGUCAAGGACGGUGGUCUUUCAAACGUCGACAAGCCAAUUUCUGAGGAUUUGAGGAUCGCGGGCUUAAAAUGCAUUCGAACUUUGGUGAAAUGCGUUUCCAAGGACGAAAUUCUCGUGGCAUUCUUCAGCCAAGACAUGAAGCUUACAUUAAGUCAUCUGGCUUUCCUGGCCUUGAAUUGGGUUCAGAAGGAAGUAGCCUUAAAAAAGUUGAAUCUGGUCACCUUGGCCAUGCUGGAGGGCUUAGUUCCCCAUGAGAUGAAGGUCAAAGACCACUUUUGCCGGACCUUUGAGGGACUUUUGCCGGGCAUUUCUACGGCCUUAAUCAAAAUCAUCAAAGAUCCGGACUUUCGACGCAGCCUCAAGGUCAAGGCCAUGGCCUUGAGAACCUGGACCCAAUAUGUGACUUGUUUGUUGGGAGACGAACAAGUAAGAAAUUCAACGGCUGUCAAUGUGGAGUGGUUGAACAAGGCCAAAGACCAUAUGCUGAUGCAGUUGCAGGUCUUGCUCGGCCUGUCGCACUCCUUAAUCGAGUUGUCAAGCUUGACUCUUCGUGAAGAGAUGUUCCACGCCGUCCUGUCCCUUCACGAUUUGUGCCAUGACACCUUGAACAAUCUGAUUUAUGUCGAAGUUCAACUCUUGGCCAGUCUUUCCGUGAACCUUCAUGGUGAGAGCAAGAUCCAUUUGAAGAGCCAGGACCUUCUGAGAAGUGUGUUGAACGAUAAUCCUGGCAUUGACAAGGCUAAAUUGGUCCAAGAAUGCCAACAAGAGAUCUUUGAGUUGAGCAUAGACCUUGAGAGAAAGCCCGGGUUGUUUGAAACCGUGGAACUUGGGCGGAAACUGAUGAAAAUGGAAAGUCAGUUUGUGCUUCUGAGUUUCACCAAGCACGAGAGUUAUUUGUUCCUCUCGCAAACCUACUUGGACCAAUUGCUCAAUGGUCUGCUAAAAGUGAUCCAGUUGGAAUCCACGCCACACAUUUCAGAGUUCUACUUUGAGGAUGACUUGGAUCUAGAUUAUCUGUUCCAACCGGAACUCCAACUGAAAAACCCGGCUCGACCCAAGAAAUACUUCGUCUAUCUUAGGACAGAAGAAUUGGUUGAGCGGUUUUUGGCCGUGCUUUCCAGUCUGAUCGAGCAUGCUCACUUCAGGGACUUGAUUCGCUCCAUUCUGGAGAUCCUAAAUGGUUCGAAACCAACCUCAAAGGACCAAGCUUGGGCGAAUCGUCAACGCGAAUUGGUUCUUCUCCUCAACCAAGUUUUACAAGUUUUACUCGUCAAUCAUGAAUCUUCAUUUCGAGACGCGCCUACCCAAUCGGACAUGGGUGAAAUGUUCGAGCUUCUGCUAAGUUGCUUCCUCAGAUUGGAUUUGAGCGGGUAUGGAGAUGCCGAGGCCUCCGCCCAUAAAUGGAUAGCCCCCAUUCGAACCAAUGGCUUGGACUCGGCGUCGUCCAUGGAAACCAAUGACUUGAAGGUCACAAAAAUGGAUUGGCCUCUCCGAUGUUUGGUCUUUGAGACCAUCGGCUCAUUGGCUCUGGUGGCCCAAAAAUUCGAUUGGACCGGGCUGAAAUUCAAUUACACGGGUCAAUUGUUGGUCAAAAUGUUGUCAUCCUGCGACGCCUCUCGAAACCAUGAAGGCCAAGUGUUGUAUUUUGCUCUCCGUGAUCUUGCAAAGGGUUGCGAGUUCCACGAUAUUUCCGCUUUGUUGACUCACCAUGUGGAUUUCCUGGGUCGUGAUCUAACCCUCCUCCUGCGUCAAAUGUAUUCUAAUAAUGGACCCAAAUCUCCGAAUCAAACCCAUCUGUUAGGCAAUCAAAGAAGUUCGCCUUUGUUGGGUAUCCCCACUCUUUUAAAAGUGGUUCUCCGUCUGAAAAACGUGGGCAAUUAUCCCGGACUACGAGAUGCAUUGGGGAGUCUUUUGGACCAACUCGAUUUAUCUUGGCUUCAUCCGAACAAAUCUCUGACAACAAAAAUCCUCAGAAUCAUUCUUGUCUUUGUUCAAAGUUUUGAAGCCAGUCGUGAUGAGCCAUUGAAGAACGAGGAAAAAAUCGAUUUUAUGGCCUUGGCCGAUGAACAAGGCUCUAUUACUAAAUUCAUGUCUGAUUUGCAGCAAGGCCAAGAGGUGGACGACGAAGAAUGUGACGAAGAAAGCCGUUCCUGCCCUCCCAAGGGAUUUCAUGACAACAAAUUGACUCCUGAAGAAGUGCAAGUCACGGAGGAAAAUGAACUCGACGACUCGGCCGAGGAGCCAGAGGAGCCCGAGCCAACGGUUACCGAGCGGACCGAAUUGAUAAAGGAGAUCGUUGAUCACACCCGGCAUUUCAUCUCCAUGGUGAAGCGACCCGAGUGGCAAAUCGCGGCCUUGGAAAUCGUUCACCGUUGUGCCAUUCUUCUGCAGCCACACAAAGAUGAGUUACUGCCCCUCGUCCAUCUGUGUUGGCAAUCAUUGAAGCUCCUAUUUUCCUCGGAAAACAUUUUCGUUGUGGAUCAAGCUUUCAAGGUGUUACGGACAUUCGCUCGCGUGGCUGGAGACUUCAUUCAGCGAAGAACACUCAAGGAUGCAUUUCCGGCCAUCUUGAAAUAUGUAAAGAGCUUACAGAUCAUGAUCCAGGACCGGAAUCGUCAUCAGACCCUGAUUGCCCGCCAAUCCCGUCGUCUUCUUCAGAGUCUAAUGGAGGGUCUGUGGGACUUUAUGGCCUUGCUCGACUUGGAUGAACGUGAAGUAGAUCUGAUCGUCGAGGAGAUGCUCGAGUUUGUCAGAUUUGCACGAGAGCAAAUAAUAUGCGAGGAAUCCCAGUUGGAAAGCUACUUCAAGCCCAAGAGACUCGUUGAUCAUGAUACGCUCAUGAUGAAAUUGGAGUUCCAACGGAGCCAAAGGGACGACCAAGAAGAGCCACUAGCCCAUCCACCCAAUUGAAACAGGCCGAUGAUCGGACACCAUGAAGAUAUUUAAACCACAUAGCCCGGAUGAAACUUUUCCAACCUUCAAUAACGUCCAGAUUUAUGAUAUGAACAUUCUUCCAUGCCGUAUUGCUAAUGGUUACUUUUUUGUAAGUGGUCUUUUUACGCUGAGAUUGUACCUCCUUUGAGGAGGAUUACUGUGUCGGUCUCGUUAGGACUCAAUAAAUUGAGAAUAUCCCCCUGA